UCCCAGAGAGAGUGAGAUGGUGAUUUAUGGUCGUUUGAAUUGCCCAUGGAAACCCAAUAGUGACGUCAUAGCUGUGGCAGAGGCUGCGUGCGUGUUUGAGAGCGAGUAUGGCCAUCGUGGUUUAUUUUUAUUUCCCGGAGUGGUGGACGCCUCAUGCUCUUUAGUGCCUCUCAUGGUGGUCAAUGUUAGCAAGGAAGCGGUAGAAAUACCUGCGGAUUUGCUAAUCGGUUUACUAUGCCCAAGAGAAAACCUGACUGUCUCUUCUCUGGAACAAGUGGUGCCUGGGGAUGUCAUGGACACCAGGGAACUACCGGAACAUUUGAAGAAGCUCGUCGACGAUCCAGAAGAUUUAACGGUUGAACAACGUCAAAGUGUUCAUGAUUUGCUCAUCGAAUUUCAGUAUAUUUUUGCUGGUCCUGAUGCCAAACUGGGACGAACUUCUGUAGUCAAACAUAAGAUUAAAACGUCAACAUCUGAACCAAUCAAAGUUCCACCGCGACGUAUGGGAUGGGCGAAAAGAGAAAUCGCAGAGAAACAAGUACAGAGCAUGCUUGCUCAAGGUGUAAUAGAACCGAGUGAAAGUCCCUAUAAUUCGCCUAUUGUUCUCGUUCCUAAGAAAGACGGAAGUUGUCGUUUUUGUAUCGAUUUCCGGAAAAUUAAUCUGGUAACCAUCAAAGAUGCCUACAGUUUGCCAAGAAUUGAUGAUAUUUUGGAUGCAUUGGGUAAAGCAAAGUGGUUUCAUCGUUGGACUUGGCGAGUGGGUACUGGCAAGUAG
Styela clava is the source of this 775-nucleotide messenger RNA. Lineage: Eukaryota; Metazoa; Chordata; Ascidiacea; Stolidobranchia; Styelidae. The record is from RefSeq and is a predicted model, not a curated record.